ACCUAGCUUUUUUCCCACACAAAUCUUCUUCGUUCCCCCGUCGAAUUCAUAAGCGCUGCAUUUACUACAUACCCUCUUUUAAUUACAAUCUCCUGCAACUGAACCCAGCAGUGUCAUAUAACUGGAACCGCUGAUAUUUUCUCUCUGUGAUCCUAUCAAACACGAUCAAUAUAAUACCGUCCUGGAUCGUACUCGACCAUAAUUCCGUCUUAUCACCAAAUUCUACAAUGCAGCAGCCAGGUUCUAAACUUCCUACUAUGAAUGCUGACGCCACUGGCUUCUCUCACGGAGCUUACACCUCAAACAACAUGGGAUUUGGCGAUCGCAACUCUCGUAGAGCCAAUAUCCCUUCCAUCAAUACCGGUAUGAAUGGACAAAACCCUGCGGAGGUGACUGCCCCAGGAACGGCCGCCUUUGAUAUGAACUUCACCCCGCUCCUCCCAUCUCAGCUUCUUCUUGGAAGCCCAUUCCAGCCUGGCACGCCGUCUGCCUUCACUUCUCCCCAGUUCACUGGAUUCCAAGGUUUCCCCCAGGCCAAUGGGUCAGGACACAACCAGAACCAGAACCAGAUGGGCAGCCCUACUCAGGCUCACCAGAACGCUCUCUCACCGCAGCUGUACCAAAGCCUGAUGUCACCAGAUGGAUUCAAUGCCUCUCAGCUCAUGGCUGGCCCUCAGUCUCCAGUUGGUUCUUUCCCUGGAUUUGCCAAUGCAGCUUUUGGUGCCGCGAAUGUCUCUCUCCAGGGACCAGGGAUUAUCUCGGGAACAAGCCGGACCGUUUAUCUGGGAAACCUUCCUCCCGAAACAUCGGCAGAGGAGAUCCUAGGCCAUGUUCGUAGUGGCCAGAUCGAGUCAGUUCGGUUGCUUCCGGAUAAGAACUGUGCUUUUAUCUCGUUCUUGGAAAGCAGUUCAGCCACUCACUUUCACUCCGAUGCGAUUUUGAAGAAACUUGCUAUUAAGGGAAAUGAUAUCAAAAUCGGCUGGGGUAAGCCAUCACAGGUACCAACAUCCGUGGCAUUGGCGGUCCAGCAAUCCGGAGCCUCGAGAAACGUUUACCUAGGGAAUCUCGCGGAGGAUGUUACUGAGGAGGAGUUGCGGGAAGAUCUGGGUAAAUUUGGGCCAAUCGAUACGAUCAAGAUUGUCAAAGAGAAGUCGAUUGGAUUUGUGCAUUUCUUGUCCAUCAGCAAUGCGAUUAAGGCUGUUACCCAGCUACCCCAAGAGACGAAGUGGCAAGCGCCAAAACGUGUCUACUAUGGGAAGGACCGCUGCGCCUAUGUUUCCAAGACCCAGCAGCAGAAUGCUGCCCAGUAUCUCGGCAUCGCUCCAGGAUAUGCUCACAUUCUCAACUCAGCUGAUCGUGAUCUGAUCUCAAAUGCAUUGGCCCAGCAAUCUGUUGCAGCGGCCGCUGUUGCCACCUCCGCUGGUGGUGUAAACAAUCUGGGAAACCGAACCGUUUACUUGGGAAAUAUCCACCCUGAAACGACGAUUGAGGAGAUUUGCAAUGUCGUACGAGGCGGCCUGUUGCACCACAUCCGCUACAUUCCUGACAAACACAUUUGUUUCGUCACGUUUAUUGACCCGACAUCUGCCGCCUCCUUCUAUGCUCUUAGCAACUUACAGGGUUUGAUGAUCCAUAACAGGAGACUUAAGAUUGGUUGGGGCAAACAUUCCGGCGCUCUUCCACCUGCCAUCGCGUUGGCAGUUAGUGGCGGGGCAUCGCGCAAUGUGUAUAUCGGCAACCUGGAUGAAACCUGGACCGAAGAACGCCUUCGCCAAGAUUUCUCUUCGUAUGGUGAAAUCGAAUUGGUCAAUGCCUUGCGUGAGAAGAGUUGUGCUUUCGUCAACUUUACCAACAUUGCCAAUGCCAUCAAGGCGAUUGAGGCAAUGCGCAGCCGGGAGGAAUACAAGCGUUUCAAAAUCAAUUUUGGAAAGGAUCGUUGCGGGAACCCUCCCCGCCAGAUCAACAGUAAUGGCCAGAACAGAGGUGAUGGCCAUCAGUCCUCCCCUACUUUGAACGGGAACUUACAACAAAACGGAUCACAAUCAAGCCCAACGAGGCCAGCGCUAUCCCCUGCACCAGGAUCCACAAGGUCACAUUCCCAAAAUGGACAUGGCCGGCAAAUCCCACUUGCCCCAACCCCGUCUGCCAUCUUGAAUGCUGGAAGCAACAAUCCCCUGACACUAUAUCUGAACCAACUUUCUCAGCAACAGGCGCAGGAGCAAGAGAACCGUAUGAAUGACCCCAUUGCUUUGGCAACCCUUCAGCAGCAACAACAGCAAGCACUCGCCCAUCAACAAGCCACCCUCUAUAACGGCGCAGGAUCAAAUGACCUGUCAAAUGGAAACUCAAUGCAUCAGUCCAAAGGAUCCACUCACGGAUUUCUGAAUGUUUCAGCUGGUACACCAACGUCGACACACCACGCCACUAGCGGUAAUUCCCUGAAUGUCCCGCGAUCACAACAUUCUCGCGCUGUCAGCCUCCCAUCUUUCUCGCAAGAGGCUUUCGGUCAGGGUUCAAGCCAACCGCACCAAACCCGCGGUGGAAUAGCUCAUCACCAAGCUCAGGGAAGCUUCUCAGGCUUUGGCGGCGGUCUCGGUGGGCUGAACCACAACGGAUUUGGGUUGUCUAUCCCUAACGAAGGGUCUCUCCCUGGCUGGGUUGAAGAAGAGCUUGGGGCGAAAUGAGCCAUUCCGCAACUCGUCCUGAACUUUUAAUCGUUUCGAUUUCAUGCCCUUGUUUUCACCUUUUUUGGCUUCAUUUCAGGUUUUUAUUUUUGUAUCUCAUUUACUUAUUUGACUACCCUACUUUUUCUUUUCACCUUCCUAUUCUUGUAUUGGUUUAUAAUUAUGUUGUUUAAAUUUUGACUUAAUUUUCGCGAACCUUACCUAGCCUUCAUUCCCCCAUGAUGCGCCCAAAGGCCGGCGUGUCUUGUUCAUUUUUAAUUUAAUUUUUUCUUGCGGCUUAUUUGACACGCGGCCCUCCCGGUUGCUAAUCGAUUCACCAGCACUUUAAUCCGAGGAAGCGAAAAAGCUGAAGACGAGGGUUUGAGCACAAGGUACACCCAUCCUAGACCAUAUGGUUGCCUUAUUACUAUCUUUU
Blastomyces gilchristii SLH14081 is the source of this 3099-nucleotide messenger RNA. RefSeq names its product differentiation regulator. The transcript has a single exon. Gene Ontology annotation, biological process: mRNA splicing, via spliceosome. Gene Ontology annotation, cellular component: cytoplasmic stress granule. Lineage: Eukaryota; Fungi; Ascomycota; Eurotiomycetes; Onygenales; Ajellomycetaceae. The record is from RefSeq and is a predicted model, not a curated record. The coding region runs from base 228 to 2684 and encodes 818 amino acids. Gene Ontology annotation, molecular function: mRNA binding.